Messenger RNA from Gastrolobium bilobum, 2537 nucleotides. RefSeq names its product protein MICRORCHIDIA 1-like. Gene Ontology annotation, molecular function: ATP hydrolysis activity. The record is from RefSeq and is a predicted model, not a curated record. The transcript has 18 exons. Bases 37 to 1917 code for a protein of 626 amino acids. Gene Ontology annotation, cellular component: nucleus. Lineage: Eukaryota; Viridiplantae; Streptophyta; Magnoliopsida; Fabales; Fabaceae.
GACUGUUAGAGUUCACGAUUUCUGAUUGUCGCAACCAUGUCUGUGCUUCCCAAAACAGAGAAAAACGACGUCCCCGUCGUCGACAUUGACUCCGGUGACGACGCCGACAUCGCCGAAGUCGCCGCUCCUACAAAGAACGCCGCGUCUUCGCAGAAGACUCAAUCGGUGGCCGUGCCACAAGUUGAGGUUCAGCAGCAGGAAACCCCUGCGUCAAUUUCAGCUCCUUCGAUCUCUGACCGCCAAACCCUUGAUUCUCGAAGUUUCUGGAAAGCUGGAGAUUACGUUGUUGGUCCCGCUUCGAAGCCAGCGCCAUUUCAAGGUCACUUGGAACAUGCCCGGGUUCAUCCCAAGUUUCUUCAUUCUAACGCAACUUCCCAUAAGUGGGCUUUUGGAGCUAUUGCUGAGCUAGUGGAUAAUGCUGUUGAUGAGAUUCAAAAUGGUGCAACUUUUGUAAAGGUUGAUAAGCUUGAUAUCAUGGAGGAUACUUCACCAGCAUUAUGUUUCCUGGAUGAUGGUGGUGGAAUGGAUCCUGACUCGAUACGAAAAUGCAUGAGCUUGGGUUAUUCCUCAAAGAAGUCAAAGACAACAAUUGGACAGUAUGGCAAUGGAUUCAAGACUAGUACUAUGAGAUUGGGUGCUGAUGUUAUUGUUUUCAGUCGUGCAACGCGUUCAAGCCGGGCAACACAAAGUGUGGGUCUGCUAUCCUAUACCUUUUUGCGGAAAACUGGGCAAGAUGACGUAAUUGUUCCAAUGAUAGAUUUUGACAUAUCUGGCAAUUGGGCCGAGCCAAUUAUUUAUAGCUCACAGGAUGAUUGGUCAGACAACUUGAAAACAAUUCUUGAUUGGUCUCCCUUCACAUCAAAGGAGGAGCUCAUGGUUCAGUUUGAUGAUAUAGGUCCACAUGGAACCAAAAUUGUAAUAUACAAUUUGUGGUUGAAUGACGAAGGAGUAUACGAAUUGAAUUUUGAUGAUAAUGCUGAGGAUAUGAUGCUGAGAGAUGAGGCCAAUCAUGGAGCUGUGAAAAAGUUGAACAAAAAAAUUGUUCAGCUUCAGUCACAUAUUUCUUACUGCAUCCGUCAUUCUUUACGGGCAUAUGUUUCACUGUUGUACCUCCGAAAAUUUUCUAACUUCAAAAUUAUACUAAGGGGAAAACCUGUGGACCAAUUUGACAUUUUGGAUGAGUUAAAAUACUCAGAAGUAAUUAGAUACAAGCCCCAGCAAGCUGUGGCAUCAAAUGAGGCUGUGGUGGUUACAACCAUUGGAUUUAUAAAGGAGGCUCCUUCUCUUAAUGUUUCUGGAUUUAAUGUGUACCACAAAAAUCGCCUAAUCAAGCCCUUUUGGAAAGUAACUGGGGACGGUUCAUCUAAAGGGAAUGGUGUUGUUGGAGUGCUUGAAGCCAAUUUCAUAGAACCAGCACAUGACAAGCAGGAUUUUGAGAGAUCAUUGUUGUUCAUAAGGCUUGAAGCCAAGCUGAAACAAAUGACAAUGGAUUACUGGAAAGGUCACUGUCACUUGGUUGGAUUUCAGCCACCAAAUUUCAGAUCACAAAAUGUGCAAAAGGAAGUUCACAUUCGACAACCAGCUGGACGUUCAACUAAUUCACAGAAUGAGUUGCUUGCAGAAAAUUUUAGUUUCGAUCAGCCAAUUGUGAGUCUUCCAGCGACUGGCAUGCAGCGUUUGAGUCAUGAGCAGCAUGAUACAUCUAUUGGAACUGUAGGGUCUGUAUCUGCUGAUAAAAUCUGUGAAGAGAACAUAAAACUCUUCGUGAGGUGUGAAGAGUAUAGAGAAAAGGAGACAGAGUUGAAACAGACGGUUGAGGGCUUGGAGGAGGAGUUGAAAGAAAUCCAAAGGAAGCGUUCCCAUCUUUCUUCACUCUUAGAGGCUAAAAGGAAGCAGAAGAGUGGAAAGGGACAAUAAUUACGUUAGACAAGCAACAUGUUAAUGAAUGACAAUAAUUAAGUUAGAAAUAAUACUCAAACCAAUUCAAACACUAGCUUGAAAUGUGUUAAGUUUCGAGAUUUCUUACUCCAUCUUCCUUUUGUUCUCUGCUAGAAAUUUCAUGGUGGGUGAGAACGGUAAUGUUGUUCUCACGAUUUUGACUCAUUGAUGGUUUUGAACAUUUGCUUAAAGAAUUGCGUUGCACAAAGUCAUAGAGUGGAAGUCUCAAGUUCAACCAAUUGGUUUGCUUGCGAACCUCAAAACAGUGUCAUUCAAGCAGCAGAAACAGCCCAAGAUCCCGCUUGUACUUCCCCAACAGCUUUGCCUCGCUGGUGCCGUUAAGCAGAGGAGGGGGAGUUCAGCUUUGUAGCUUUGUGACAAUGGUGCCGUUGAAAGAUGAGCAGCAUCCUCAUCAAGUAAUCCUAGAGCUUUGAAGUUCUAUUGGAGAUUCUAGUUUCUUAAACUAGCUCUAUUAUUCCUUUGCCAAAGACAAGGAUAAUUCGAGGAAGUUCAACUUGAAGUUCAUGUCAUUUCUAAUUAGACUAUUAAUUGUGAAGUAAUGAGGUUUGGAUAAAUACAAUUAACAGAAUUAUUUGCGU